GAUUUGGCAUUUGGCGUACCUGUCACGUACCUGUCUUCAUGCUGUGUUUAUAUCAGAUGUGUUUUCUUUGAAAUUGUUUUAGUAUCAUUUCUCCGUUAAGUUAAUUACUUCAUUGAAAUACCGCGUCAUGGGUCCGCGGUUAAAACACAUCGAGGUGGAGAACUUCAAGUCGUACAAGGGGCGCCAUAUUAUCGGCCCCCUCAAGCCGUUUAAUGCGGUGAUUGGACCUAACGGAUCAGGCAAAUCCAACUUCAUGGAUGCUAUCAGUUUUGUAAUGGGCGAAAAAACUCACAGUCUAAGAGUGAAAAGACUCAGCGACCUUAUUCAUGGAGCAGCUAUUAGCAAGCCCGUUUCAAGAAGCGCGUCCGUGACUGCAAUUUUCACAUUGGGCGGCGAUCCUGAGCAAGAAAUCGCCUUCCAAAGGUCCGUCCAUGGAUCAUCAUCCGAAUUCAAAGUUAAUGGAAACAUUGUCACAGCUAACGACUACCUUGCUGAACUGGAAAAGCUGAAAAUCAACGUAAAGGCAAAAAAUUUCCUGGUUUUCCAGGGCGCUGUAGAAUCAAUUGCCAUGAAGAACCCCAAGGAAAUGACUGCGCUUUUUGAGGAAAUUAGUGGCUCUGGAGCCUUAAAGGAAGAAUAUGAAAAACUCAAGCUGCAGCAGCAGAAAGCGCAAGAAGAAAUGAAUUUUGCCCUUCAGAGAAAAAAGGGGAUCAACGCCGAACGCAAGGAGGCCAGAUUGGAGAAGGAAGAAGCGGACAAAUACUCCCGGUUCAAAGACGAUUUGAAUGAAAAAUUAGUUGAACAUCAGCUUUUCAAGGCGUUCCAUAAUGAGCGUGCCAUGAAAAUCCGCGAACAAGAACUGAAAUCCAAGCAGAAGGAGCUGGAGAAAGUGGAAAAGAAAAAGGAAAAACUAGAGGACAUUCUAAAAGAGAAGAAAAAGGAACAUGGAAAAUUAAACAGAGAACUAGCGAAGAUCGAGCAAGACAUUCGGGAAGCUGAAGUGGAAAUAUCCAAGAAGCGACCCAUGUUUAUCAAGGCUAAAGAAAAAGUCACAUACGUCCAAAAAAAGGUCGAGGGCGCUUACAAGACUCUGGAUCAGGCGAAAAAAGCCCACGAAGCCCAUAUGAACGAUAUCCAGAAGCUGGAAGAUGAACUUGCUGAAGUUGACAAGGCCAAGGCGGAGUAUGAGGAGCAGAUUGCUGGCGAAUCGCAAAGCCAGGGAAGAGACGUCCAUUUAGAAGAUGAACAGGUGCGCGAAUAUCACCACUUGAAAGAAGAGGCGGCUAAAAGAUCAGCCCGAUACAUGCAAGAGCUAGACUCAGUAAACAGGGAGCAGAAAGCCGAUCAAGACCGGCUUGAUAAUGUAUCCACACUGCGCACUGAUGCGGAAAACAAACACUCGCAAAAAUGUCACGAAAAGGAGGAGAUGGAGAAGCGAAUCGAGAAAUUGUCCGAGCAUAUUCGUACAAGUGAGCAGGCUUUACACGACCAGAAGAAGCUCCUGAAGGACUUGCAGUCGGACGUGGGCUCUUCCAGAGACAGAGUCCAGGAAAUUCAAAGACAACUAGAGGAUGUAAUGGAACAGCUAGGCGAUGCCCGAACUGAUAAGCAUGAGGACACCAGAAGGAAGAAGAAGCAGGAAAUUGUUGAUCGAUUUAAGGCAAAUUAUCCUGGAGUGUUCGAUCGCAUGAUCAAUAUGUGUCAGCCGAUCCACAAAAGAUACAACGUAGCCAUAACCAAAGUGCUCGGAAAGUACAUGGAAGCCAUUGUUGUGGACACCGAACACACUGGGCGUCAGUGCAUUAAAUAUUUAAAAGAACAAAUGUUAGAUCCAGAAACGUUCCUGCCGUUGACUUACUUGCAAACCAAACCAGUUAAGGAGCGGCUGCGGAACAUCACUGACCCAAAGGGGGUUAAACUAGUGUACGAUGUUCUUCACUUUGACCCUCCAGAGAUAGCAAAUGCUGUCAUGUUCGCCACUAACAAUGCUUUAGUGUGUGAAGAUUCAGAAGACGCAAGAACCGUGGCUUAUGAGCGAGGUGGCCGAUACGACGCCGUGGCUCUUGAUGGCACCUAUUAUCAGAAAUCAGGUAUUAUAUCAGGAGGAAGCGUAGAUUUGGCGCGCAAAGCCAAACGCUGGGACGAAAAGCAUGUUUCGCAGCUCAAGUCGCAAAAAGAGAAACUAGCCGACGAAUUAAGAGAGGCUCAGAAAAAAUCGCGCAAAGAAUCAGAAAUGAGCACAGUCGACUCACAGAUCCGAGGUCUGGAAACGAGGCUGCGCUACGCCAAGGGAGACAUGGAAAACACUAAAAAGCAAAUUCAGACCGUAGAAAAGGAAAUCCAGGUCGUGGUUGAAGAAAUGAAGAUUUACGGACCUGAAAUCGAAACAAUCGAGAAAGAGAUGCAGAGUCGAGAGCAUCAGAUUGAAGAAAUCAAGCUGCGAAUGAAUACGGUUGAAGACGACGUGUUUUCGGACUUUUGCAGCGAAAUUGGUGUGAGGAACAUCAGGCAAUACGAAGACCGUGAACUCCGGGCCCAAGAAGAACGCAAGCAAAAACGCUUGGAGUUUGAAAUGCAAGUCAAUCGAAUCACAAAUAACUUGGAAUUUGAGAGGAGUCGCGACACUCAAAGCAACGUGAGUCGAUGGGAGCGCACGGUUAAUGACGAAGAGGAAAAACUGGAAACUGCCAAGAAACAAGAAGCGAAACAAAGAGAUGAAAUUGACAAAGAAUUAAAGAACCUGGACGAGCACAAGGCGAAGAAAAUGUCCAAGAAGAAGGAGGUGGAAGAGAUGGAAGAAGAAUUGGGCAAAGCCCGAAGGGAGGUCGGUUCAGUGAACAAAGACAUGCAAGCUAUUCAGAAGGCCAUAGUUUCCAUCGAAUCCAAAAUAGAAAGCCUGAAAAGUGACCGCCAUACCAUCCUUUUGCACUGCAAGAUGGACGACGUGGUAAUUCCAAUGUUGCUGGGAAAUAUGGAAGAUAUUGCUGCUGCAGACCAAUCAACACAAUCGCAAUCCGGUGCUUCAAACGACACCAGCAGUACUGCGCAGCAAUACGAAAGAGAAUCGAGAAUCCAAAUAGAUUACAGCAUGUUGUCUGACGACUUAAAAGAUCUAGAAGAAAAAGAUGAAAUCAAGAAAAGGGAAAACAAACUAAUUAAAGUAAUACAGUCUUUGCAAGAUACACUUCAGAAAAUUCAGGCUCCUAAUAUGAGAGCGGUGGAAAGACUAGAGAUCGCUCAAGGAAAACUACAAUCUACUAAUGAGGAAUUCGAGAGUUUCAGGAAGAAUAAUAAAAGGGCCAAAUCUGCUUUUGAAAAAAUCAAACUUCUUAGAUACGAGAAGUUUAAUGCUUGCUUCGAACACGUGGCAAAUGAGAUUGAUACGAUUUACAAGUCUUUAGCCCAAAAUCAGUCUGCUCAAGCAUUUUUAGGUGCCGAAAACCCUGAAGAACCCUACUUGGAUGGGAUAAAUUACAAUUGCGUUGCCCCCGGAAAACGAUUUCAGCCUAUGUCCAAUCUAUCAGGUGGAGAAAAAACAGUGGCAGCCCUAGCGUUGCUUUUUGCCGUUCACAGCUACCAACCAGCACCGUUUUUCGUGCUGGAUGAAGUAGACGCUGCCCUAGACAACACAAAUAUUGGAAAAGUUGCGAAAUUUAUCUGCGAGAAAACGGAAUCCUUACAGAUCAUUGUUAUUUCGUUGAAGGAGGAAUUCUACUCUCAUGCUGAUGCAUUGAUCGGGAUUUGUCCGCAACCUGGAGAGUGUUUAAUCAGCCAAGUGCUCACGAUGGAUUUAACAGGAUAUGAAUUAAAUUAGACUUCGAUACAUCAAAUGAGUUGGUACAAAAUAUAUUUGUUGUAUCUAUUGAGCAACCAAUAACGUGUUAGAAGUUAAGUGUUGUAGAUUUAAAUUUAGUUUGUUAAUGUGUUGGUAACAAUACUUAGAAUAUUAAUAGUAUUAAUACACAGAAUAUUAAUAGUAUUAGUAAUCACGGUGAAUUUUGUUUGAUAUUACGGCCUUAACUUUUUCAAAUUGGCUGCCUUUAUUAAUGAUUGUCUUGACUGCCGACAUUUUCGUAUUCACAUAGGUACUUUGCAAGUGUUUUCCUGCCGAAAUAAUAAAACGAUAAAAACA
This is a messenger RNA of Dendroctonus ponderosae (mountain pine beetle), 4132 nucleotides long. RefSeq names its product structural maintenance of chromosomes protein 1A (gene SMC1). The record is from RefSeq and is a predicted model, not a curated record. Bases 128 to 3814 code for a protein of 1228 amino acids. The transcript is spliced from 22 exons. Gene Ontology annotation, biological process: sister chromatid cohesion. Gene Ontology annotation, cellular component: nucleus; chromosome; cohesin complex. Lineage: Eukaryota; Metazoa; Arthropoda; Insecta; Coleoptera; Curculionidae. Gene Ontology annotation, molecular function: ATP hydrolysis activity; ATP binding; protein binding.